Messenger RNA from Diceros bicornis minor, 2554 nucleotides. It is a transcript of the gene ANKRD42, whose product is annotated as ankyrin repeat domain 42. The transcript is spliced from 12 exons. The annotation marks the transcript as partial. The record is from RefSeq and is a predicted model, not a curated record. Gene Ontology annotation, molecular function: protein binding. NCBI's taxonomy places the organism in Eukaryota, Metazoa, Chordata, Mammalia, Perissodactyla, Rhinocerotidae.
CUCCUCCACCGCUCCGACCAGGUGGCCCGACACGGGACGGUGGAAAGCGACUCGGAGGAGAGGGUCCCCGCUGACGGCGGUCGCCGCCACAGCGACACGCGGGGAGCAGCAGCCGAAGACGGCGGCCGCCGCACUAACCAUCGCACGUGGAGGAUAAACGGCCGACACGGCCAUCGCGGCGGCCAGCCAAAGGAGAGAGUUAGCGAAGACCAGGACUUGAGUCGCGGCGAAGACUGGGAAAGAAGCCGGGAAGACGGCGAGCACCGCUGCAGGGGCUCUACGGGAAGAGGAAGUGAAGACGUCGGCUUCUCCCGCAGUGACUCGAGAAGGGUCAGCGAGGACCUGGGCCACCGCCGCACUGUCUCUCGGGAGAGAGUUAGGGGAGACGGUGGCCUCCGUCCCAGCAGCUCUUGGGAGAGGGUAAGGGCGCAUCGCAGCGACGGGAAUUUAAGUGAAGUCGGCGGCCACCAAACUAGUGACUCCGGGGGAGCGGUCAGAGAAGACGGUGGCCUCCUCCUCAGUGGGACUUGGGAGGGAGUCAGGGAAGUCCGGGGCCCGCCAACCGCCGACUCCGGGGAGAGAGGCAGUGAUGACCGCAGCAGCCGCCUCAGUGGCUCUGUGGAGGGGGGGAGUGUCGAUGGCGGCCCCAGCCUCAGUAGUUCAUGGGAGGGAGUAAGUGAAGACCGCGGCUACGCGGCCAGCGACUCCUCCGCGGUGAGCGUCGGCGAGGACGCCAGCCGCCGCCUCAGUGGCUUCUGGGAGAGGGACAGUGAAGAAGAAGGUUUCCGCUGCGGGGGCUCCUGGGAGAGAGCCAGGGAGGACGGCGGCCCCGGUCCUAGCGACGACGACGAAGACGGCCGCCGCAGUGGCUCGUGGGUGACAGCCAGUGAAGACCGCCGCAGCAGCAGCAGCGGCCGGGACUCAACCCCUCUCCGGAGUCCGAGGGAUCGCGCCAUGCCCGGGGUGCCCGGUUCAGGCCCCUCCACCUCCUCCGCGGAGACCGCAACCCCGGGUGCCAGGAAGAAGGUGCAUUUUGGUAGCGUACAUGAUGCAGUACGAGCUGGAGAUGUAAAGCAGCUUUCAGAAAUAGUGGAACGUGGAGCCAGCAUUAAUGAAGUUGACAUUCUUCAUAAAUUUACCCCUUUACAUUGGGCAGCACAUUCUGGAAGUUUGGAGUGUCUUCAUUGGCUCCUCUGGCAUGGAGCUGAUAUUACACAAGCAACUACAAGAGGUUGGACAGCAGCUCACAUAGCUGCAAUCAGAGGUCAGGAUGCUUGUAUGCAGGCUCUUAUAAUCAAUGGAGCAAAUUUGGCAGCUCAAGAUGAUCGGGGAUGCACCCCUUUACACCUUGCUGCAACACACGGACAUUCUUUCACUUUACAAAUAAUGCUCCGAAGUGGAGUGGAUCCCAGCGUGACUGAUAAGAGAGAAUGGAAACCUGUACAUUAUGCAGCUUUUCAUGGGCGGCUUGGCUGUUUGCAACUUCUAGUUAAGUGGGGAUGUGGCAUCGAAGAUGUGGACUACAAUGGAAACCUUCCAGUUCACUUAGCAGCCAUGGAAGGCCACCUUCACUGUUUUAAAUUCCUACUCAGUAGAAUGAGCAGUGCAACACAAGCUUUAAAAGCUUUCAAUGAUAAUGGAGAAAAUGUAUUGGACCUGGCCCAGAGGUUCUUUAAGCAGAACAUUUUACAGUUUAUCCAGGGGGCUGAGUAUGAAGGAAAUGAUCCAAAAGAUCAGGAAACUUUAGCAUUUCCAGGUCAUGUGGCUGCCUUUAAGGGUGAUUUGGAAAUGCUUAAGAAAUUAAUAGAAGAUGGAGUAAUUAAUGUUAAUGAACGUGAUAAUAAUGGAUCAACUCCUAUGCAUAAAGCUGCUGGACAAGGCCACAUAGAGUGUUUGCAGUGGAUAAUUAAAAUGGGAGCAGACAGUAAUAUUACCAACAAAGCAGGGGAGAAACCCAGUGAUGUGGCUAAGAGGUUUGCCCAUUUAGCAGCAGUAAAGCUAUUAGAGGGACUACAGAAGUAUGAUAUUGAUGAUGAGAAUGAAAUUGAUGAAAAUGAUAUGAAGUUUUUUAUAAGACAUGGUGUUGAGGGAAGCACUGAUGCCCAGGAUGAUUUAUGUCUCAAUGAGUCAGAUAAAACAGAUGCCAGAAUGAGAGCUUAUAAGAAAAUUGUAGAGUUGAGACAGCUCCUGGAAAUUGCUGACAGCAACUAUAAACACUUGGGAGGGAUAACAGAAGAAGAUCUAAAGCAGAAGAAAGAACAGCUUGAGUCUGAAAAGACUAUCAAAGAGCUUCAGGGCCAGCUGGAGUAUGAACGACUACGCAGAGAAAAAUUAGAAUGUCAGCUGGAUGAGUGUCGAGCAGAGGUGGAUCAACUCAGGGAGACACUGGAAAAAAUUCAGGUCCCCAACUUUGUGGCUGUGGAAGAUGACUCUUCUUGUGAAUCAAGCAAAGAGAAGAGGCGAGUGAAGAAAAAGAUGUCUUCUGGGGGAGUUUUUGUGAGAAGGUACUAAUCAGUGAAAUAACUAAAUAAACUUGCUUGGUUUUUAUCUUUUA